This is a messenger RNA of Vanessa tameamea, 2074 nucleotides long. RefSeq names its product protein henna. Gene Ontology annotation, biological process: L-tyrosine biosynthetic process; L-phenylalanine catabolic process. NCBI's taxonomy places the organism in Eukaryota, Metazoa, Arthropoda, Insecta, Lepidoptera, Nymphalidae. The transcript has 6 exons. The record is from RefSeq and is a predicted model, not a curated record. The coding region runs from base 118 to 1485 and encodes 455 amino acids. Gene Ontology annotation, molecular function: phenylalanine 4-monooxygenase activity; iron ion binding.
ACCACCGACUUUUGUUACUAUACAACGCACGCCUCCGAUCAGUCACACGGUUCCUUCUUGACGUGGUCACUGCUUAGUUGGAAUAUCAUUGUUUCUGGAAUAUAGCCUGAAGAAACUAUGGAAGUGCUGUCUCAGAGCAAGGAAGUCUUGUCUACUUCACCGGCAGAUACGCCAAAACUAAUGCACGGAGGCAAUUACAUUGCCGAAGGACGUGACUCAAAUAAAUCAACAUGGCUCCUUUUCUCUCCUGAAACACCUGACGCGGCUGGUUCCUUGGCGAGAUUUCUGAGUAUUUUUUCUACCCAUGGUGUGAACCUUAGCCACAUCGAGUCUCGCUCGUCAGCAAGAAGGCCCGGAUAUGAGUUCAUGGUGGAAUGUGAACACGGCUCGGGUGACUUCGGCGCUGUUCUAGCGGAGCUUAGAGAAAACACUGGAUAUUUGAAUAUAAUUUCCAGAAACUACAAGGACAAUAGAUCUGCCGUACCGUGGUUCCCGAGACGUAUCCGUGAUUUAGACAGAUUUGCGAAUCAGAUCCUGUCCUACGGCGCUGAGCUCGAUUCAGAUCAUCCUGGUUUUACUGACCCCGAAUACAGGGCUAGAAGAAAAUACUUCGCCGAUAUUGCCUUUAACUACAAGCACGGUCAACCGCUACCACAUGUGAACUACACUAAAGAUGAAACCGCGACCUGGGGCGUCGUGUUCAGAAAACUCACGGAAUUGUAUCCAACCCACGCUUGCAAGGAGCACAAUCACGUGUUUCCCUUGUUGAUCGAAAAUUGUGGCUACAGAGAAGGCAAUAUCCCGCAACUCGAAGAUGUUUCAAAUUUCCUUAAAGAUUGCACAGGAUUUACACUACGUCCAGUAGCAGGCCUACUGUCGUCGAGAGAUUUUCUUGCCGGUCUGGCGUUCCGAGUGUUUCAUAGCACUCAGUACAUUAGGCACCAUUCACGUCCCCUCUACACUCCGGAGCCAGACGUAUGCCACGAAUUGCUGGGACAUGCUCCAUUGUUCGCCGAUCCAGCAUUUGCACAGUUUUCCCAGGAAAUUGGUCUCGCUUCUCUAGGAGCUCCAGACGAUUAUAUUGAAAAACUUGCAACGUGCUUUUGGUUUACUGUGGAAUUCGGUUUAUGCCGCCAAGAAGGGCAACUUAAAGCUUAUGGUGCUGGACUGUUGUCUUCAUUUGGUGAGCUGCAGUACUGCCUUUCUGACAAGCCCGAGCUGAAGGAUUUUGAGCCACAAAUCACCGGCACCCAAAAGUAUCCAAUCACUGAGUAUCAACCGGUAUACUUUGUGGCCAACAGCUUCGAAAACGCUAAAGAGAAAAUGAUAAAAUUCGCUCAGACGAUUCCCCGUGACUUCGGCGUCAGGUACAACCCAUAUACUCAAAGUAUUGACAUACUCGACUCGCCCAGGCAGAUGAGAGACCUCUUCAAGCAUAUACACCAGGAGAUGGAGCUGCUAGUCGGUACAAUGGACAAAUUGUAGAACAUUUAUAUACAUUAUAUUAAUAUUGUAUAAUAGUAAUAGUGUGUAAAAAUAACUACUGUGAAAUUAUUAUAACUUCACUUUUCAAAUAUACAUAAAUUUAAUGUAGUAUUUACAACGGCGGUUAUCCCGAUAUUACUUUUCGCGCCUUUUUUAUUGCUUUGAUAUUUGCUGGUGACGAUCAAAUCUAUGAACCAUAUAUAAUUGACUUGUUUUUUUACUCAUUACAUUUCAGUUUGUUUUUAUAUUGUAAUUUUGACAUGAUAUAUAUUUUUAACGUAUAUUUAUUUCAUGAGUACAAUAUAAAUAUUAAAAGACAUAUUUUUAGUGAAACAGAUUAUGUAUCCCUAAGUAAAGAUAAUUUAGACGUUUAGUAUGAUAAGGAUUUUAUUCUGAUAUUAUUGUUGACAAAAAUAAUCCGAUCGUCAUUAAUAACCAGGUCGUGAUUUUUUUACGAACUAAGAAAGUUUGGCUAUGUGUCGAAUUUUAAUAGCUUUAUUAAUGUAAAUAAUAAUAAUAUAAACUAUUUAUAAUAUAAAUAUAUUUUAAGACAUAUAAAUUGAAAGAGCGUAUGAUUUAUCAUUAGGUA